AUACAGCUUUUGAGCCACCUCGCGGCGGCUGAUAAUCCAUCUCUCAUAAAUCGAGGCAUGCAGAAUCAAUAUCCGGAACAACAGUAUGCAGACCUGCAGUACAUGGCCCAAGCCGCUCAAGCUGCAAUCCCUCCGUCUCCGUCAUCUAUUGCUGUUCACUUCCGUCUCCAUCCUGCCUCCGAGGGCCAAUCUCAAGCCAUGAGAUUCGACGGCAGGUGCCUUUGCGAGAGCUGUUACUCGAAGCAGGAAAAAGACGAAGGUGUACUGCACAUGCUAGACAAUUGAAUAUGGUCCGAUGGCAUCUUGCGACAAUCCGCAAUGUCCAUAUGAAUGAUUUCACUGGGAAUGUGAAGGUGUGAGGGAAGAACCAUCAGGGAAGUAGCUCUGUGGUACUUGUAGG
Molecule: messenger RNA, 400 nt
Organism: Mollisia scopiformis
Lineage: Eukaryota; Fungi; Ascomycota; Leotiomycetes; Helotiales; Mollisiaceae
Exons: 1
Coding region: 58-285 (75 amino acids)
Source: RefSeq, a predicted model, not a curated record